Messenger RNA from Nannospalax galili (Upper Galilee mountains blind mole rat), 1578 nucleotides. It is a transcript of the gene Pdlim2, whose product is annotated as PDZ and LIM domain 2. The record is from RefSeq and is a predicted model, not a curated record. Gene Ontology annotation, biological process: muscle structure development; heart development; actin cytoskeleton organization. Gene Ontology annotation, cellular component: Z disc; adherens junction; stress fiber. The transcript is spliced from 10 exons. The coding region runs from base 153 to 1187 and encodes 344 amino acids. Gene Ontology annotation, molecular function: muscle alpha-actinin binding; actin binding. NCBI's taxonomy places the organism in Eukaryota, Metazoa, Chordata, Mammalia, Rodentia, Spalacidae.
AUGGGCGGAGGCAGGUCCCGGAGUCCCGGGCGGGCUCUCCCUUGAAUCGGACCGACAGCAGCGGCGGAACGGUGGUGACUCCUCGUCCUCUCUCCCUUCUUCCCUCCCUUCCCUCCUUUCCCUCUUGGGUCUGGCAGCCCAGCGCAACAGGCAUGGCACUGACGGUGGAUGUGGUGGGGCCGGCACCCUGGGGCUUCCGCAUCAGUGGAGGCAGAGAUUUCCACACUCCCAUCAUCGUGACCAAGGUAACAGAGCGAGGUAAGGCUGAGGCUGCUGAUCUCCGACCUGGUGAUAUCAUUGUGACCAUCAAUGGCGAGAGAGCAGAGGGCAUGCUACAUGUGGAGGCCCAGAGCAAGAUCCGCCAGAGUGCCUCACCCCUACGACUGCAGCUGGACCGGUCUCCAGCUGCCUCUCCUGGGCAGACAAAUGGGGAAGGUUCCUUGGAAGUGCUGGCAGCUCGCUUCCAGGGCUCUCUGAGAACACACCAUGACAGCCAGUCCUCCAUGAGGUCUUCCUACUCCAGCCCAGCCUCCCUCAGCCCCAGGCCAGGCAGCCCCUUCUCCACCCCACCCUCCACUAGUCCACUCACCCUUUCUGGAGAGGCUGUGAUUGGCCGCAGUUUCCAGGGUCUGACACACUCUCCAGGCCUCACUGCUACUGACUUGUCUCAUGGUGGUCGCCCCAUAAACAGACAGGCUGGCGACUCUGCAGUGCGGGUGCUGCCACAUUCUUCAGGACCUCGGUCCUCCAGCCCCAGGUUCAGUAGCUUGGACCUGGAAGAGGACUCCGAGGUGUUCAAGAUGCUACAGGAGAACCGUGAGGGGCGGGUGGCCCCACGGCAGUCCAGCUCCUUUCGGCUCUUGCAGGAAGCCCUGGAGGCUGAGGAGAGAGGUGGCACACCUGCAUUUGUGCCCAGUUCGCUGAGUCCCCAGGCCUCCCUGCCCAGCUCCAGGUCCCUGGCCACUCCACCCAAGCUCCACACCUGCGAGAAGUGCAGUGGGAACAUUGCGAACCAGGCGGUCCGUAUCCAGGAGGGGAGGUACCGACACCCUGGCUGCUACACCUGCGCAGACUGUGGGCUGAACCUGAAGAUGCGAGGCCAUUUCUGGGUGGGCGAUGAACUGUACUGUGAGAAACAUGCCCGCCAGCGCUACUCAGUGCCUGGCACGCUCAGCUCUCGGGCCUGAGCCCCGUGGUGCUCAGUCCAUCUGUACUUACAUCAUCUUUGGGCAUGGCCAUACUGAGAGCAAGUUGGUAGGGAAAGGGUGGUAACAGGUGGUGGUUCUUAGAUGAACUAAGGUUGGGGACCCCAGGCCCUUUCGUCCUCUUUGGGUGAGGCCAAGGGCUGGGAUUUGUCUUAGGCUGCAGGUACUGACCACAGUUCCAUCCUCUCUGGCCUUUCCCCUGCAGGACAGGUGCUACACUGUAGGCUAAAGUGUCUACUGUGUUGGUAUGUUUGUGUGUAGCAUAGAACAGGUAGAAGUAUCUAGAAGGACGGGGCCCCAAAGUUAAUGAUAUUCACUGUGUAAAGGUUUUGAUGUAUGAACUCUCUAAAUAGAUACACAUGGACAAAGUGAA